UGUUUGCUGAACGUGUCUCGUUUUCUCAGUCUUUCCCUGCUUCUGUGACAGUUUCGUUACUUUACGGCAACAGCAGGUUGUUUGUUACGUUUCUUCACGUGAAAAUGUCCGCGGAUAAAGACGAAACGCGCCAGAGGUUGAAGGCGGCGGUGCACUACACUGUGGGUCAUCUGUGUCAGAAGAUGGGAGAGGUCCACCGCAGAGAGUUCAGUCGACAAGUCAUAGCAGCGAUAGCUGAGACAACGUUCAGACAAUGUGAUGUAUUUGCUACGGACCUGGAGGCCUUUGCAAGGCACGCUAAAAGAAGCACAGUGACUACAGAGGAUGUAAAGCUCAUCGCCCGACGCAGCACUGCAUUGUCCAUCUACAUACAAAAUAAAAGUGAAGAACUGAACCAGCAGAGGGAAUUAAAAAAGAAGAAUACUGGGAAGAGGAAGAGCAGAGACACUGAGGAGGAAAGCAGAGAAUAAGGACAAGACACAUGCAGGCCUGCGGCAUCUCACUAGUGUGUCCAACAUUCAAAUAUACAUGAGGGCUGACUAUUACAUCACAGUAAGUUAAGAGUCAACUAAAGUGCCAGAAUCAGCUACAGCAGUUCUCCAAUGCCUCUGUACAUUACUCUAACUUAGGACUUCUCUGUUCAGGGACCUAACACAAUGUCAUGUCGAGUUAUCCUUCAAUUAGCACUGUUCUGUCACAAUAAUAAAAUAACACUUGUAAUAAAA
This is a messenger RNA of Hippoglossus stenolepis (Pacific halibut), 725 nucleotides long. It is a transcript of the gene cenps, whose product is annotated as centromere protein S. Gene Ontology annotation, cellular component: Fanconi anaemia nuclear complex; FANCM-MHF complex. NCBI's taxonomy places the organism in Eukaryota, Metazoa, Chordata, Actinopteri, Pleuronectiformes, Pleuronectidae. Gene Ontology annotation, molecular function: protein heterodimerization activity; chromatin binding. The coding region runs from base 105 to 470 and encodes 121 amino acids. Gene Ontology annotation, biological process: resolution of meiotic recombination intermediates; replication fork processing. The record is from RefSeq and is a predicted model, not a curated record. The transcript is spliced from 5 exons.